Erinaceus europaeus (western European hedgehog) is the source of this 2315-nucleotide messenger RNA. RefSeq names its product IQ motif containing B1 (gene IQCB1). Gene Ontology annotation, molecular function: calmodulin binding. The transcript is spliced from 14 exons. Gene Ontology annotation, biological process: cilium assembly. Gene Ontology annotation, cellular component: cilium. The record is from RefSeq and is a predicted model, not a curated record. NCBI's taxonomy places the organism in Eukaryota, Metazoa, Chordata, Mammalia, Eulipotyphla, Erinaceidae. The coding region runs from base 178 to 1974 and encodes 598 amino acids.
UUGGCUCCUCGGAACCUUGGUCUCGCCACGGGGGCCAAUUCCCGCGUUGAGAACUCGCGCUGCGGCUGCAGGAAGGCCGCCCAGCUGAGGUGCGUCAGGGCAGCGGCGUCUGAGGUGACGGGACGAGCAGCGAGGAGAAGAUAACCGACCUGAGGUGGCGACUGGGUGACAUGAGAAAUGAAACCAACAGGUACAGACCCAAGGAUACUAUCUCUAGCAGCAGAAGUUGCAAAAAGUCCUGAGCAGAAUGUUCCCAUUAUACUGUUGAAGUUAAAAGAAAUAAUAAACAACACACCAUUAGGAAGCUCAGAACUGAAGAAAAUCAAACAAGAUAUAUAUUGUUAUGACCUCAUUCAAUAUUGCCUCUUGGUCCUCAGUCAAGAUUGUUCUCGAAUCCAGGGUGGUUGGACAACAAUUUCCCAACUUACACAGAUUUUAAGCCAUUGCUGUGUGGGUCUGGAGCCAGGAGAAGAUGCAGAGGAAUUUUACAAUGAAUUACUUCCAUCAGCUGCAGAAAAUUUUCUGAUUUUGGGGAGGCGAUUGCAGACAUACUUUAUCAAUGCAGCUAAGGGUGAAGAAAAAGAUGAAUUACUACACUUUUUCCAAGUUGUAUCUGACUCUCUCUUCUGGUUACUGGGAGGCCAUGCUCAACUAAUCCAAAAUGUACUACAAAGUGAUCAUUUCUUGCACUUACUGCAAACUGACAGUGUUCAAAUAGGAUCUACAGUCAUGACUACCCUUCAGAACAUUCUGCAGCUUAAAAGUGGUGAUUUACUCAGAAUAGAAGGAAAAAUCCUGCAUUCAAUUUUAGAUGAAAUUGUUUUCAAACUUUUAUCAACUCCUAGUCCAGCCAUAAGAAGUACUGCUACAAAACUCCUACUGUUGAUGGCUGAAUCCCAUCAGGAAAUUUUGAUUUUAUUGAGACUGAGUGCCUGCUACAAAGGACUCAGACGUCUACUAAAUAAACAGGAGCCUGGGACAGAGUUUAGUCAAGAACUAAGACAGCUCAUUGACCUUUUAAGUCCUAAAGGCUAUCAGGAAGUAGAAGAGCAGACACUACAUCAAGCAGCUUGCUUGAUUCAAGCUUAUUGGAAGGGUUUCCAAACUAGAAAAAGAUUAAAGAAGCUUCCAUCUGCUGUGAUUACUUUGCAGAGGAGUUUCAGAGCUAAACAAGCAAAGCUGUUACUGAAUCGAAAUAGGCAGAAAGAAGAAAAAGAAUGCAGAUUACAAUUGCAACUUCAAAGACAGAGAGCUAUGAGACUUUCCAGAGAAUUACGCCUGAAUAUGCUUGAAAUAGUUCAUCCAGGUCAAGUGGAAAAGCAUAAUCAAGAAUUAGAAGAUAAAUCUGCAUUGAUUAUCCAAAAAUAUUGGAGAGGGUACAGAGAAAGGAAAAAAUUUCACCAACGGAGACUAUCUCUCAUGGAACAUAAAGCAGCUGUCAUACUUCAAAGAGCAACUCUUAAAUUUCUAGAAAAGUGCCGUAAGAAAAAGAAAACAUUUGUUCUUUGGCAAGGACUCCCAGAACUCACAGAUGCACGCAGAAUUGAACUAAAGAAACAAGUGGAUGACUAUAUCGGAAUACAUCCAAGCACUCAAAUGUCAGAUGUGACCAGCAGGGAGCUUCAUUCCCAAGCUCAAGAACGCUUACAACACUACUUUAUGGGCAGGGCCCUAGAAGAAAGAGCCCAUCAGCACAGGGAGGCUCUGAUGGCUCAGAUCAACACCAACAUUGAACAGCUAAUGAAAGCACCAAAUCUGAAGGAGGCAGAUGAGAAAGAACCUGAGCUCUUCCUUAGCCGAUCCAGGCCUGUGGCAACCAAGGCAAAACAGGCCCAUCUCACCACCCUGAAGCAUAUACAAGCACCCUGGUGGAAAAAACUAGGGGAAGAAGCAGAAGAUGAGAUUGCUGUCCCAAAGGAUGAGCUUAGUGUAGAGUUAGAAACAUUGUUCAUUGGCGGAACCAAAUCCCCAUAGGGACUUAACCCUAAGAAUUGGCACAAAUACUGUUUCAGAUUACAUUGGUUCUGUCUCUAGCAAGCUAGUAGACUAGAGCUACCCUGACUCAUAGUUUUCUUAGUUUCCUCUCCAAAUAAAAGUUACCAGGCAGUAAGUAAUCUUCUGCUUCUGCCUUAAUUCUCAUUUUUCUUUUCUCCAUAUAUUUAUCCUCACCAUACAAAAAUUGGUGUGGCUUUUGUGAAGUUAAUCUCAGUCUCACAUUCUACUGCUUGCAUAAAAUGUGAUGUUUCUUUUGUUUGUACUGGUUUCCAACUAAAAUUGUUUUCUAAAUAAAUAUUUUCAAGAGUUGUUUUGAAAAA